Molecule: messenger RNA, 1057 nt
Organism: Emiliania huxleyi CCMP1516
Lineage: Eukaryota; Haptophyta; Isochrysidales; Noelaerhabdaceae
Exons: 7
Coding region: 320-1057 (245 amino acids)
Cellular component (GO): RNA N6-methyladenosine methyltransferase complex; nucleus
Molecular function (GO): mRNA binding
Source: RefSeq, a predicted model, not a curated record
CCGCGGAGGCGGGAGGUGGGGCGGACGCUUUGAUCGGGCCAAGAACGACUACGCUCAGCACUUUGUCGACACCGGCUUGAGGCCAGCAAACUUCAUUCGCGACUCGGAUGUCGAGGAGCGCUUUCAGGAGUACCCGAAGCUCAAGGAGCUGGUCGACCUCAAGGACGCGCUCAUCGCCGAGCGGGCGACGCCGCCGGCGUGCCGGCAGGUCGACCUGCGAACCUUCGACCUCACGGAGCUGGGCACGAAGUUUGACGUCGUGCUGAUCGACCCGCCGUGGGAGGAGUACCGGCGCCGCAAGGCGGCCGCGGGCGCGCUCAUGGAGGGCGACGAAGACGAGGUGUGGACUCCGCAGGAGGUGAUGAACCUGCGGAUCGAGGCCAUCACCGAGACGCCCUCGUUCUGCUUCCUCUGGAGCGGCUCGGGCGUCUCCUUGCAGUGGGGUCGCGCCUGCCUGCGCAAAUGGGGCUUCCGCCGGUGUGAAGACAUCUCGUGGGUCAAGUCGAACCGCGCGACCGGCCGCAACACGCACUUCCUGCCCGACUCGGUCGUCACGCCGACCACGGAGCACUGCCUCGUCGGCAUCAAGGGCACCGUCCGCCGCAACUACGACGGGCACAUCAUCCACGCUAAUGUCGACACGGACGUGAUGCUGAGCGAGGAGCCGCCGUACGGCUCCACCGAGAAGCCGACCGAGCUCUACGCCAUCAUCGAGCACUUCUCCAAUGGCCGGCGGCGGCUCGAGCUCUUCGGCGAGGACCACAACUUGCGGCGCGGCUGGCUGACGCUGGGCAAGGGGCUCUCCUCGUCGAGCCUCGAGGUGGAGGAGUGGGCGAGGCAGCAUUUUGAGGGGUCCCACGAGAGCCGCUGCUUCGAGGACGAGCCUGCGCAGUCGCUGCCGAACCACUUGCUCGGCACGACGCCGCAGAUCGAGGCGCUCCGGCCGAAGUCGCCGACGCAGCUGCGCGAGGAGGCGGAGCGGAGGCUGCUCAAGGCGAGGCAUCCCAGAGAGUGCGGCAGAGAGUGCGGCAGAGAGUGCGGCAGAGAGACGCGGUAA